CAGCGCGGUGCGGGCGGCGGCUCCAGGCUCCGGAAGCGGCCGUGGUGCCCGCGGAGCCGUUUCCUGCCCGGGACGCGGCGGAGCCGGAGCCGAGCGGAACGGAACGGAGCGGAGCGGGGCCGAGCCGAGCCGAGCCAUGACUCACCAGACCGGCAUCCACGCCACCACGGAAUUAAGGGACUUUUUUGCCAAAGCCCGAAACGGUUCAGUGCGGCUCAUCAAGGUCAUCAUUGAGGACGAACAGCUUGUGCUGGGGGCCCACAGAGAGCUGUCCCGGCGCUGGGAUGCUGACUACGACGCCUUCGUGCUGCCCUUGCUGGACGAGCAGCAGCCGUGCUACGUGCUGUACCGCCUGGACAGCCAGAAUGCCCAGGGCUACGAGUGGCUUUUCAUCUCCUGGUCCCCCGACAGCUCCCCGGUCCGGCUGAAGAUGCUGUACGCUGCCACCAGAGCGACGGUGAAGAAGGAGUUUGGCGGGGGGCACAUAAAGGAUGAGAUGUUUGGAACGGUGAAGGAGGACGUGUCCCUGAGCGGUUACCAGAAGCAUGUGUCGUCCUGCUCUGCCCCAGCCCCGCUGACCGCAGCCGAGCAGGAGCUCCAGCAGAUCCGCAUCAAUGAGGAUUCCUGUUCCCAGGACUCCAGCACCGAGAUGGUAGGCUGCUCUGCCCGCUUGAUGCCCUUUUUGUCCUUCUCCUGGAGGUGUUCUUCUGCAUGUUCUGCUCCGGGCACCUGGUCCGUCAUCUCCCUGGGGUGUGGGUACCCAAAGGGCUGCUGUAACGAAGGGCAGCCUUGUGUCAAAAUCCGCUUUGGCACUGCCCAGCUGGUUCUGAGUUGUGAGCUGAAAUUUCUGUGUUUCUCUUGGCAUGCCUUGAUUUUUCUUCCUUUAUCAGGGGGAGGGAAAAGAAGAAAAAGUGUAAUAGAAGAGGCUGGACUGUCUUUAUCCAAAAUCCCCCAAAGUGAUCCCAAUGGAAAGGGACCCGUGCUCACUGCAGAGCACCUGGAUGGUGGGGGGCUGCUGCUGCUGCCCAUCGCUGGUAGAGUACCCCGGCCCCGAGGAGGUAAUGCCGCGCCUGCCGCGUCCUGCCCCCCUUCCCCACUGCCGGCCCACGGCACACUGCAGUCCCGGGCAGGGACCCCGCUGGAGCUGGGUGGAGGCACCCGGAGCGAUGCGAUGUCUCCACAGUCUCAUUCCCUUCCCUCUUUGAAGUGGGGUUUGGCCUCCUGGACUAGGGUGUUUGCUUGGGGUAGGAGCAGCAGCCUCUGCCUGGCAGGGGUUGCGGGGAGGACGGUGGCUGGGAUCUUUCCAAGGUGUGGAUCUACAAUCCCCAGCUCCAGCAUAGGAGGCAAUGACUGUCUGCUGCAGUUAAACCUGCCGGGGAGGGGCUUGCCCUCCUCACUGCCAGGGACCCAUGCAGCCGAGCACUGUGAUUUCAGGGCUUUCCCUAUCAUCUGCAGGUUGUGGUCAGAGGUGGACACAUACCAGUGUUGGACACAGCAUCCCUACCAGGGGCUCACUGGGAAAUGUUGGUUUUGAGCUGGUUUUUGCUGCAGUGAAGUGAUGGGGUGCGGGGUGCAUGGCUGGGGAUGGGUGAUCUCCCAGAGCAGCGGUGCGGUGACAAACAUCAGCACCCUGAGCUUGGCUGACUUCUGGUUGUUUAAUGCCCUCGCGCUGGGUGUCAGGCAGCUCCUCGGAUGAGAAGCCUUUUGCUGCAGGACUGGCCGGUUUUCCUCUCUGUCCCUUGUGCACCCCUUGCUGCUCUCUCCCUGACGCUCGGGUGGUCUCCAU
Pezoporus occidentalis (night parrot) is the source of this 1786-nucleotide messenger RNA. It is a transcript of the gene TWF2, whose product is annotated as twinfilin actin binding protein 2. Gene Ontology annotation, cellular component: actin filament; myofibril; cytoplasm. Gene Ontology annotation, biological process: positive regulation of neuron projection development; actin filament depolymerization; barbed-end actin filament capping. Gene Ontology annotation, molecular function: actin monomer binding; actin filament binding. The coding region runs from base 137 to 1534 and encodes 465 amino acids. Lineage: Eukaryota; Metazoa; Chordata; Aves; Psittaciformes; Psittacidae. The record is from RefSeq and is a predicted model, not a curated record. The transcript has 7 exons.